UUCAUCACUAUGGCACAAAACACUGUAGAAUUCCAUUGGCAAUCAUGCAGUUUAGCAGGGCAGAAACCACGCUGCAGAUCUGGAGCUGCGAUGGCCACUGUGGGAAGCUGCACUUACGUUUUCGGUGGCGCAGCUGGUGGAGAGAACGCUGACUCCUACGGAGAUAUGUUUUGUGUAGAUUUGGAGUCGGAAGUACCAGAGUGGAGGGAAAUAGAAAUGUGUGGAGCUGUUCCGUCGCCGAGAGAAGGCCAUUUAAUGCAUGAGGUCGGAGGGCUUCUCUACGUAUUUGGUGGCUCUAGUGAUCCAGAUGUCUCGACAUGUCUGUCUGGAAUGCAUACGUUUGAUCCAGUGACUAAGAUUUGGUCUAGUCUUGCUACUGGUGGAGAGGAGCCACAAGCUCUGAAUUUGACGUCUGUGGUUGUCGACUCGGCCAUCUAUACGUUUGGUGGCAUUCUGGAUGGAGAAGGAAGCAAUAGACUACACAUAUUUGAUACAGCUUCCAAGCAAUGGUCUUCUCUUGCCACUUCUGGACAACUUCCUAGUCCAAGAGGAGAUCACUGCUCUGCUGCUGUUGGUAGAAAAAUCUACAUAUUUGGUGGUUCUGGAGGAGAGAAACUAUUUUUUAAUGAUUUACAUGUUCUAGACAUUGCUACUCUUACUUGGACAAAGAUUGAAGUUGAUAAGGACGUGCCAACUGCAAGAGAAUUUGCAUCAAUAUGUGGCUAUGGAGACGAGUUGCUCAUACUGUUUGGAGGGACCACGGCUGAUAGUGCUUCUGAGACUGACUUCAGUGAUGUCCAUAUCUUCAACAUAGAAGAUGGUACAUGGCAGGAAGUGGCUGUAGGUGGUCCAGUGCCAGAUAAGAGAUACAGCCAUUGUUCUGUUGUCUGGAAGAACAAGAUGAUUGUGUUUGGUGGUCUAAAUGGCAGUCAGGACUUUAACGAUUUUAAUAUCCUCCAGCUGCCAUCAGCUUCAGUGUCCUAUACACGCACUCCACCAGUGAGAGCUCGUUAUGAUUUGACAACUCCAGUACCUGCUAAAAGAAAAGCUGUUCCUGUCGCUCCACCAAAGACUAUACGUCCACCUGAUUUUGAUGAACUAAAGUCAAAUCUCAUUCGUAGAGUAACAGAGAUGUUUGACCAACUCUCAGAGAAAUAUUUUCAACUUGACAAAGAUAAAGAACAACUAAGGGUUGAACGUGAAGCGUUUGAAGCAGAACGGAAAGCAAACAAUGAUAUGUAUGAACGUCAACAGCAAGAAUUGAAAGAGAUGUUUGAACUUCACAGACAGCAGAAUGAAGAAUGGAUUCAGCUCAGGACAGCAGAGAAUGACAAGGAUCGGCAAUUUAUUGCAAAAGAGAAGGCCCACUGGGAAGCAAAACAUGAAAAAUUGGCAAAGGAACGUGAAAUCUUUGACCAGAAAGCCACCAAGAUGGAGACAAUAAUGAAGCAAUUUCAAGGCAUUCAGUGAUAUUUGCUGUAUUCUACUUUCUUGUUUUUUAUAUUUCUAUUGUUUUAUCUAUUUGUUUUACUGACAUGGAUGUGCAUGUGCAAGGUUCUAGUAGGUGGUUAGUGGCCACUCAGUGACAAUGAUGCUCUGCUUAUCCUUCUUUCUUCUGCUGGAUCGAAUGUAAACAUUGGAUUGUUAACUGCUAAUAUUAGGUUGUCUUCU
Corticium candelabrum is the source of this 1671-nucleotide messenger RNA. Its product is annotated as rab9 effector protein with kelch motifs-like. The record is from RefSeq and is a predicted model, not a curated record. Bases 10 to 1470 code for a protein of 486 amino acids. Gene Ontology annotation, molecular function: protein binding. The transcript has 16 exons. NCBI's taxonomy places the organism in Eukaryota, Metazoa, Porifera, Homoscleromorpha, Homosclerophorida, Plakinidae.